This is a messenger RNA of Colletotrichum higginsianum IMI 349063, 3987 nucleotides long. RefSeq lists its product as uncharacterized. The record is from RefSeq and is a predicted model, not a curated record. Bases 1 to 3987 code for a protein of 1328 amino acids. The transcript has a single exon. Lineage: Eukaryota; Fungi; Ascomycota; Sordariomycetes; Glomerellales; Glomerellaceae.
AUGACAUCAACGACGUCGCAAGGCGACCUUGUUGCGCGGCCGUAUACCAGCCACUCCCGUUCCUUCAGCACGCCUCGCCCUUCAACGUUCGACCAGUCUUCUACUAGGAGUAACAGCGUUGCCGAGUCGCCAGCGCGGCUCAAAGUGCCCGAUAUUAAAAUCACGAGUCCCGCCACGAGUCCCGGGAAGCCGUCCACGGCCGGCCCUCGAUACUCCUUGACUCCUCGACAGACGACGUUCCCUCCGCCAGUGACGCAAAGGUUGGCCGUUCCCGCGGUGAGGCCGCUUCCGCCUGCGCAGCAACAUUUGCCACCGGGAUCAAGGGUUCAACGAGCCCAACCGCCGCUGGCGUUAAGACUGCCGAUCACAGCUUCGCCCGACGACUCACGCAAACGAGAUGGGCUAAUCGAUGUUGCGCUGCCAUACCGGCCGUUCUAUCUACAGCGAAGGGUUCUCAGCUCUUUUGCGGUCCUGUUCGCCGGGCUUCUCGUCACUGUGGAAGCCGUGUUAGACUUAUCAAAUAGAAGAGGGGGACUUGGCUCGCCCGAACACGGGUUCAGGUACCUGUGGCAGUACGGCUCGGCCUUCAUCUUCACCUGCAUUGCGGCGCUCUGGGCGAGACCUGAACACCAAGCCAAAGCAAGCGCGCCGUGGCUGCGGAUGGCCAAGGGACCCGCGAGCGUGGACCGGACCCUAAUGCUCGAUUACGUCUUCAUGUUCGAGCCCUGGACGAUCAUCAAGGCGGCGAGAAACCGAGACUGGCUCGUUGCCGCGGCGGCCACCGUUGGUCUGACGCUAAAGCUCAUCAUCGUCAUCGCUGUCGCCCUCGUCAGCCCGACCUUUCAAAUCGUGACGGCUCGAGGGGCGAGCCUGACUCUGCACAACGCGUUUGUGAACGACCCCACGGGUUUGCAGAACGCGGGAGCGCUGCCAUUCUUCACGAUGGCUGCCCUGCAGACGAGAGGCCUAAGCUUUCCGGAUGGCACCUCGAAGCAAUUCGCAUUCCAGUCUUUCUCGGCCGAUUUGCCUGCCACUGCUGAGUUGCGCACCAACGUCGACGGCUUCGAAUCCGAUAUCGAGUGCGAGCCAGCCCUGUUCAACCUCACCGGAGUCCAGUUCAUCCAAGCCUCGGAUACUCAGCUCAACGCCACCGUGUCAACCCCGGCUUGUGUCAUGACCCAGACGAUACCGAGCAUGUCGCUCCUCGGCUCUACGCUGCCAACAUUUUUCAUGGCCUUCCAAGCCGGCACGUGCGGAAACUCGUCCUUUCCCGAUGACGGACGCGUUGUUGUAAUGGCCGGGGCCAUAACCAUUGAUCAGACAACUGUCCCCACCCAGAGCGGUGUCUUCAACGUCCCCAUUGCCGGUAUCGUCACCAAGUCUGCGGCUCUCAUCUGCCGCCCGUCGUAUCUUCUGACUAGAGUUCACGUCACCAAGAACAACACACAGCUCAUCAAGAUCGAGCGGAACCCCUCCGCCGGCAACAAAUCGCUCGACAAAGUCCACCCGUGGGACGUUGUCCAGGGGCACUUCAACUCCUACCCAGCCGAUUCGCAGAUUUUAGCCGCGAUGCCUGACGUCAACAGUUGGUACCCCGGCGCCGUCACCGUCGCGUCCGACGCCGUCAUGAACUCGGUCGUCGCGAUGGAGGUCCAUGAUCACGGAGUGCCUCCGAUCGAUACCUUUCUGAAGACGGACAACCUAACGCAACUAUCGACGGCGUACUGGAGGCAGUACACUGCGCUUGUGGCACGCAAUUCGAUGAUGGGCGCGACCCAGGAGAAGUCCACCGGCACGGCCGUUAUCAUCGGCGAACGCCUCAACGUCCGCCCGAUCCCGGCGCACCUGCUGUCCGGGCUUCUCGGCUUCGUCCUCGUCCUCGUGUUGGCUGCAGUUGCUCUUGCGCCCGCGAGAGGCUUCCUGCCCCGGAAUCCGAACACGAUCAUCAACAUGGCGGCUCUGCUCGGUCAUAGCCGCCAGCUUCUCCAGUGUCUGCGCGGCACGGGUGCCGCCGAGACAUCCACCGUUCGAGAGAAGCUACUAGGAACGAAGUACUACACCGGAGUCGAACCAUACGAGAAGGCCGAGAAGGAGGCGAGGGGGUACUUUAAGAUAUUUGGCGGAGCACCUCCGCCACAGAACGCACCGCCCGAGUUCGUUCAGAGCGCUCGCUGGAGACACCCGCUGCCGCUGAAUCCCUGGGCACGGCUGGCCGCGGUGGUCACCAUGAUCGGCAUGAUCGUCUCCCUCGAGGUCGUCCUCCGCAUAUCGAAUGCCAACAGCGGCAUUACAACUAUCAAAGCCAACACCGACAGGCACUUCCUGUGGACCACUGGGUCCGGGGUCAUCUUUGGCCUUGUGGUCCUGUAUCUCGCUGCGGCGGACUGCGCGACGCGGUGUCUCGCCCCCUACGCGAAGCUCAAAGAAGGGGGUUCCUUUGAAACGACGGUCGACGUCGACUUCCUAGACAAAUCGAAGCCCAUGAUUCUCUACGACGCCGUCAAGACGCGGAACAUUGCCGUCGUCUUCACCACGACAGCCCUGCUUGUAUCAUCACUUCUCGCGACCUUCUCGGGCGCGCUGUACAGUACGACACCGAUACCCUCGACGCGUCCCGUCAGUCUCAAGGCGCUCGAUAGUUUCGUCAACGCCUCUUCGCCGUGCCCGACGUGUACCACAGACACGCUUUUGGCCUCCCUGAUCCUCGACGCGAACUUGACGUUUCCGUCCUUCACGUUCGAGGACCUCAACUUCAACAGCCUGCAGCUGACAGAGCAGCUCGACAUGCAGGACGGCGCCGGGACAAUCCUCGUGACGCUGCCGGCCAUCCGCUCGCGACUUGAUUGUAGACUAUAUCCACAGUCCGAGAUCAACACCAACUUCACGCUACCCGACCUGCCGACGCAGCAGUUCUCCCAGGAAAUGAAGAUCGACAUCGCCGGCGAGCCGUGCCUGGACCCGUCCAUCAAGUCCAACGCCGUCUUGCCGCCAGGCGUGUCGCCGUCCUCCGUCUUUGGCGUUGCCACGCCCCGGUCCGCCACAUCGUCCCAGUGUUCCGACUUCACCUACGUUUGGGGCCAGCUUGCCGAUAGUAUGCCGUCGCAGGUCGGCUAUAUCUCGGCCAUGGGCUGUAACGAGACGCUCGAGACGGUCAUGGCCAGCGUCCGGCUUACGGGCUCGUCCCUGCACGUCGACUCGACGUACCCGCCGGUGCUGCAGGAGAAUACAGCCAGGCCGGUGACGUUGAACCUGCUGGCGCUCCAGUACGGCCUGCUCGCCAACCUCACGACGGGCAACCAGCUCGACCCGUUCUUCAGCUCCCUCGUCACGUCCCGGUUCGCGGUGCCGGCGGGCAGCCUGGGCGAUCCGGGCCUUGGCAAGAGCGGGCUCGUGGCUGACGCCAUCGUCCGGCAGCACGGCAUCCUUCGCGCCCAGAACCUCAACGUCAACUCUCGCCGCCGCCUGCCGAAUGUCGCUGCGCAAGACAUCAUCCCGGCUAUGCUCGAGUCCACCUCCGUCACCUCGCUGCGGCGGCUUGUGCAGGACAGCGCAUCGACGCGCAUCAUUCAGUCCGUACUGGCGCUGCUCGUCGCCCUGACGCUCGUGGCCUGGCUCCUCACACCGGGGACGGACUUGAUCCUGCCGCGAAACCCGUGCAGCAUCGCCUCGAUCGCGGCGCUGCUCGCGGACGGCAACGUGUUCGGAUUCCUCGGGCGCGGCGCGGAGUGGCAGGCGACGGAGGAGAUGAAGAGGAGCUUCCUGGACGGCAGCCAUUCGAUGGGGUUCAAGAUGGGUUACGAGCGUGUGCGAAGGCGGAGGGGCGCCGAGGACCUAGACGGGACGUCCAAAGGCGACAGGGACGUGGCGUACGGGAUCAACGUUAAGCGCGGCGGUGGCUGGGGCGGCGGCGAGGAUGUCGGUCUCGGGAUCCUGGCGCGGGUGAACCGAGCGCAAAGGGGGUUUGUCAGGGGCUGGGGGAAGCUGUGA